ACAGCUCUGUGUGCUGAAGGGGACACUGCAGACCCUUUGUGGGUGUUUUGGAGCCCCCCUACCCACGGGAGCCUCACGGGUGUCUCUGUCCCCAGGCUGCUGGAGGAAGCCAUGAGUGGGCGGUACCUGAGCAGUGACUUCUCCCUGCCCUGUCCCCCAGGGCUGGACAUCCCUGAGGAGCAGCGUUACACCAUCACAGCCAACACCCUCAAGACCCUCCUGCUCUUGGGAUGCUUUGCCGUGUUCUGGACGUUUUACUACAUGCUGGAGGUUUGCCUGACAAGGAACGAGGUGGGGCUGGACCUGGCCUGCUCCAGCUCCAGCAGCUGCAGGUGGUACCAGCAGGGCAGGAAGCACCGAGCCCUGGAGAGCGACCUGGAGAUGGAGUCGGUGCCUCUGUACCGGGAGAAGGACGUGGAGGAGGCUGAGAUGGAGUGUGAGCACCUGGAGCCUGCCCAGGACGGGCAGGAGGGGUCCUGGAGCCCCACACACCCCAAACUUUCCAGCAAUGGCAGAGCUGGGAGCUUCCACGAGGCAGACCCGGGAUUCCUGGGCCGGGAGGCAUCGACUGAACUCCUCGGGGAGGACAGGGAGCACCAGCCCUGCUGACUGGGGCUGGGCUGGGCUCCCUCCCUUGGUACGACCUGCCUGGGCUCAGGCAGCACAGACUGGUUCCUGAGCCUCCACGGACCAUUGCCACUGCGUCCUGCGGGAGGUGGUGCUGGAAGGGGCUUGGAAACAAGGAGAGAGGGCUGGUACUGCAAAGGGAGCUUCCCUUCCCUCCUCCUGGAAAACAAAGCAAGCCUUAAACCCUUUCCUGGUGGAGCCUGCCCUGCUGGACGCUCAGGGCACCGUUGUGAGUGCAGUGCCAUUCCCACCGAGCCCCUUCCUGCAGGGCCAGGACGUGUCCCUGUGUCCCUGAUCUCUGCAGAGCCAGCCUGGGAAAUGCAGCAGGGCCCCAGGAGCCGCCUCUGCAGGCAGGGACCCCGCAGCACUGGCAUUUCCCCGGGCUGGCAGCCGGCCCCUACCCACCAGUUAUCCCAGUUUAGAAGCAGGGAGUUGUUUCACUCAUCUCCAGCCAGCACUUCUGCCUGCCCCCGUGCUCCAGUGCUGCUGAUUCCUCCUCUGCAGUGGGCACAGAGCAGCUGUGGGGCGGGGGAGGCAGGAGCCAGCCUGUUUGGGGCAGCAUGGGCUGUCCCCGUGUCACUGUGGUGGCAGUAGGCCUGCCUUGGGCUGCAGACGGGAGCCUGAGUUGCUCUGGCAGUGGCUCUGUCCGAGCAGGGCUGGCUUCUUCUCAUGUCUUUGGGUUCGGUGGUUUAUUUUUUUAAAGCUGGGGUUUGUUUUUUAAUCAGCAAAGCCCUUUUGUGUAGCUUUCCAAAUAAAGCCUGAAAAACCCUCCUCUC
Messenger RNA from Zonotrichia albicollis (white-throated sparrow), 1403 nucleotides. The record is from RefSeq and is a predicted model, not a curated record. NCBI's taxonomy places the organism in Eukaryota, Metazoa, Chordata, Aves, Passeriformes, Passerellidae.